AUGGCGACUCAAGAUGAUGGCACACUGUAUGGCGUUCUCGUCAAGUGGGCCGAGCAGACGCCGGAAGCAGUCUUCCUUCGAGACCUACCAUCGGGCGAAUGCUUGACCUAUGGGCAAUCACUUCGAAUCGUAGAUUACAUCGCCGAGCGACUGCAAGCGUACCGGAGCAAGCAAGACCCGUCUACACCACCUCUUUUGGCUCUCUGCCUCACGCACAAUCAGCCAAUGCAUAUCCUCGCCCCUUUGGCUUGCUGGAAGAUUGGUUGGUCCGCCGGCUACAUGUCUGCGAGCUCAAGUUCGCCUCGGGACAUUUUCAGAGCACGAUUACGCUGUCUCACGCCCUCGCUCAUUGUCACCGACGAUCAAAUCGACGAAGCCAUCGUUUUCCCUCCUUCUCUUGCACAGGAGGAUGUCAAUGCACCAAUUUUGACGCUAGCGGAAUUUCUGGGCCAGACAGCACUAAAAGCAGCCGAGAAAGUCUCGAUGGCCCAGCUCGCCGAAUUGCGACCUUCACUGGAGAGCAUCUGCCUUGUUGAACGACAUGAGGAGGAGGAAGCCUACCGCAUGUUCACCUCGGGUGCCACGAGUGCCUCUGCCGUCAAGGCCGUGUCGAUGCCACACAGGUUCUUGCGUCAAUCGGUCGACUACUGGCAGGCCAAAGCAGGGAUCGAGUUAAUUAGUCAACAAGCACACAGCUUAGGCUCGGCGCCCCUCUCGCACGCACACGGCCUGAUUGCCAACGUCAUGUUUUGCAUUGUGCCGACGGGUGGCAGUUACAUCUUUUUCGACUACAACACACUUUCAAUCAAUGGGCCAGAGCACCGAGCGGAAGCCACUGCCAAGGCGCUCAUCGAAGUCAUGAGGAGAGGAUGGGUUUGCAACAGCCUCUGGACAUUUCCAGCCACGCUCGAACACCUCGGUACAAGGGCAUCAGUAGAUGGGGAAUUGCUUACUGCGAUACAACGUCUUAAUUACGUCAACGUCGCAGGCGCACCAGCAGCAAAGAGUGUUUUUGAGUGGUGGGCAGAGAAAGGGGUUUCGAUGUGCAAUUCGUGGGGCAUGACCGAGCUUCCGCUCGGUGCUUGCAGCAUCGGCCAGCCGAGACCAGAAACCUUUAGGUUCAACCCAAAUGCCUUGCUUCGAUGGGAGGACGUCCCAGGGUACGUGGGGGCACAGGAAUUGGUAGCCGAUCCUCGGACUAUCUUCAAAGGCUACUACUGUCUGCGAGAUGGUAAGGUUCUUUUUGAACCGGUCGAAAGCCGAGGCUUUCGCACUCUCGAUCUCUUUCAUCAAGCUGGCGACAGCGAUUAUAAGUUUGUGGGACGCCUCGACGACACGAUCCAGCUGGUGAACGGAGAAAAAGUACUCGCCACCUCCGUGGAAGCGGAAAUUCAACGAUGUAAUCACGGUCGCCUGGCUUUCGUUGCGGGCGACCGAGAGAACGGACCGUCUUCGAGCCUUGUUGCCCUCGUCGAGAUGGACGCGCACGAUGGUCAAAGACUUCUCCAAAGCGCUGUCUCGAGAGCCAACGAAGUGCUAAUGGCUGCUUCUCGACUACCAAUCGACCACGUUACAUCCAUCCCCCUCGGCAGCCUCCCCAAAACGAGAAAAGGAGUUCUUUCCCGAAGCGAGGCCGCUCGCCGCCUCUCUUUGGAACUCAAACGCCUACGAGCGCGCGUCGCGAGACGACAAGCCGUGCAGUGUCUCGAUACUGUCAUCGGUAGGCCAGUUCACAAAGACGAAAGACUGAUUUCGCUUGCCUUGACAUCGAUCCAAGCGAGCAGCCUGGCCUCUCUGAUCGAGCGACACACAGGCAUCAGAAUCACCGCCGCUGAUCUGUUGCAAGUCGACAGCGCAGCCGACCUCGGAGCGCUUGUUGAGUCACGCGUAUAUCCGACGGCCGAGACCGCUUCACCUCCACGAAUGCCGUUCUUUCAUGAAUCGGUCAACAAAGCUAAUCAAGACGUGGAUGAUCCAGUCGCGAUCCGAGGUAUGGCGCUAAGAUUGCCCGGAAACGUGAAAAGUCUCGAAGAGGCGUGGGCCGCUUUCCUGACAGGAGAAGGUGCGGAAGGUCUCGACAUCCUUACCAAUGACGGUAAAUCUGCGUCCGGGCGACGUGCUUGGCUGCCCAGGAACGACAUCGAGAGUUUUGACAACCAAUGUUUUGGCAUCUCGGAUGAAGAAGCGCUCUUCGUCAAACCUCAGCAAAGGCUGGCACUCGAAGUGAUGUACGAGGCGCUCUCGGACGCCUGCCUGCGUCCUAGUUCUCUGAGAGGCAAACGCGUUGGGGUCUUUUGCGCUGCGAGUGGACAAGACGGGUACGAGCGUCUGCUGGAGUCAGCGAUGGGACCCAAGGCGCACAAUUCACGCUUCUGGGGCCAUGGAACAAGCACGGCGGCUGUGUCCGGCAGGAUCGCUCACUACCUGGGUGUCGAGGGGCCCGUUAUGACCUUUGAAACGGCAUGUAGUGGCUCUCUUGUUGCCCUUUGGUCUGCCCACCGCUCGCUGCUCAACGGCGACUGUGACGUAGCCAUCGUCGGUGGCGUAACCACACACUUGCAUCCCGGGACGUUGGCUUUCAUGCGUUGCGCCGGCAUGACUUCGCAAAGCUCUCAAGGAUCUCAAGCUUUCGGGGUCGAUACGGACGGCAUGUGUGCAUCAGAAGGUGCUAUUUUUGUCGUGUUACAGAGGAGCUCGAAAAUGCCGGUUGGGCUAGGUCGCUGCCUGAUUCGGGGGUCGCAAGUACGACACCAGGGCGCGUCAGCCAAUAUGCUCAUGACAAGAGCCGAUGCUCAAUCCAGGCUCCAUAAAUCUGUCCUUCAAGAGAGUGGCUGGCAACCUGGUCAGGUUGAUCUGGUCGAAGCACACGGAACUGGAACAAGCCUAGGCGACCAGAUCGAAGUGAUUGGUAUUCAAGAGACGUUCGGCAACUCUCCCGUCUUCGUCUCUUCGUCCAAGACAGUAUUUGGUCACACAUUGGAGGCAGCGGGUCUACUAGGCGUGGUCAAGGCGUGCAUGUGCCUCGAUUCGGGGGUUGUACCUCCGCAUCACGUCACAAAUCUGCAACCCUUAGGCGACAGGUGCAAAGCCAUCAUCCCUAGUGAAGAGACACCAGCACCAAGACUGCAAAGGGCCCUUGUAUGCUCCUACGGCUUCUCUGGAACCAUGGCUGCCGUCGCAAUAGAGAAGUCGUUCGCUGCAGGACCGUUGCAGGCACGAGUCUGCUCCUCCCUGAUGCGAGCCGGACUCGACGUGGACGUCAAGGCGGUCCUAUAUCCUCCGUCGAAGGUCUAUCGCGAACGAAGCAAAGAACUGCUCGAGCGACCCGUCGUCGCGCAAGCCUGUCAGCUCGCAGUAUCGAUCGCGCUUUGGCACACGCUGACGGCCUACAUCGCUAGAACGAGCAUUCAUACGACCUGUGGACAUAGUUUCGGCGAAGUUGUGGCUGCCUAUGCCUCUGGACUACUCAAUCUCGACGAAGUCUGCGCCCUCGUCCUGGCACGGGCUGCCCAUUGUGAGCGCAACUGGAAAGGUGAUGGUGCCAUGCUCGCCACACGUGCGUCAAAAGCGGCAGUUACGGCUCAUCUUGUCCCGGGUAUUACGGUGGCUGCCGUCAAUUCUGACUCAGCAGUGACCUUAUCAGGGACUGUUGGAGCGAUCCUCAGCCUCAAGAAGCGACUGGCAGGCGAGAACAUCACCAGCAAGCUGCUCGAAAGCCAGGGUGUCGCGUAUCACCACCCUCGGCUAUCACCUGAUUCUGAACACCUAAGUCAAUGGAAUCGCAGUGGGUCGUGCAAUACGCCCCGCUUUUUCUCUACCAGCAACAGCUCAGGCUGCGAUUGGCCUCAACACAUCGUAAAUCACGUUCCGUACUCAACUUUCAUGGAGCAAAUUCUGGACCGAGUGCAACCCGACGUCCUCAUUGAGGUCGGUCUCGGUCCAGACCUAUCGUCAUUUUCGCGCGAUGCAUUGCGCAAGAAGAGGCAACAGGAAGGCCGCUCAUCAGUCAAGGACACGGUCGUGCUCCCGCUCUUUUCAACGCCAUCCCAAUGUCAUCUGCCCACUUUGGUCGGCCGACUAUUCGAGCUUGGCGGAAUCCUUAUUGAGUGGCCUCACGGUACAGCAAGAGCCGACAUGGGCAUCGAACUUUUCGAGAAAAAGCGUCACUGGCCCGAAAAGUCCCUUCUCAGAAACGAUUAUGAGAGUACAGUCGGUCUAGGAUGGCAACAACAAUCCUCUUCUUCGCGCUUCACAAUCGCCAAGACAAUCACGAACGAAGAAGCGGAAGCGCUCGCCGAACGUCGCUCAGAGGAUGUUAUGUCGUUGCUGAUUCAAGCUUGCUCCCUUCUGCUGGGCACGAACGUCUCGUUCGUCCUGGACCACCUAGCUCUGGAGCAGACACGAGAGAUCGAUUUGCGUGGCCGGAGUAUUGAGGUACGAGUGGUGACUGGUCGUAUCGCCAGCCUCGUCACGAAAGCAUACGACACAAGUGCUACACUAUUGUUGGCAACCGCCACCCUCGAGCAGAGCUCCACGAUCACCAGCGCUUAUGCUGAUAGCAUCAGCACCAAGGAAAAUGAAAAAUUCUCAGACGCGUUCACAUUCGAAUCCAGCCUCGAUCCGACAGCAAUCAUGCACAAUCUUCGUUCUGUGGGGCAGCUUCCGGAACCUCUCCAGCUCAUUGCCUAUCACACGUUCCCCUCUCUAUCGAGAACUUCACAGCCGCUGGAGAGUAAAAGAAAGGAAGGUACCAUAUCGGUCUUCACUGCAAAAGGCAGGCAGUGGGUGGCAGACGUGCUCGUUGAAGAGAACGAUCAGAUCGCCCGGCACCCAGCUCCUGCUACUCCACCACUCUCAACUUCUUCGAGGAUCUCGACAAAAUUCUCGACUCCGACUCUUUCUCACCAAUAUUCAGGCAAAGAGAUCGUGCUUUCAAGCUGUACGACUUUGGCCCAGCACGUGGUCUUGGGCGCUCCCAUCUACCCUGCUGCUGCACUUUUGGAGCUUGUGGUACAAGUUGCGGAAAUUUCUCUAUCCGUGACUGAUGUCGCGUUGAACAAACCGGUCAAUCUAAUAGAGGAUGCGCGAUUGAUGAUACGUCAAGAAGAAGACAGCGAGGAUAAUUACCGGAUCUCGCACGAUGACGACAUCAUCUCCACGUUCAGCAUAGGAGCGAUCCGAGCACCUCCACCAUGCCCUUCCUGGAAAUCUCUUCUGGCAAGAACAAAGCAAGUAAACCUUUCAACCUUCUUCAGUGGCGGCUGGAAGUCUUUCACCGAUUUUGGUCCCUCGUUCCGGCGGAUCGAAGAGCUUCGAUUCAACCAACACGAAUCAUACGCCAAGAUACGAGGAUGGGACUCGGUAGAGGAAGGUGGAGCGCACGAGCCACAGUAUCGCCUCCACCCUGCUGUCAUUGAUGCGGCCAUGCAGAGCGCUUCGGCUCUCGUUAUCGGCGACUCGUUCUUACCUUCAGACACCUUCUAUGUACCCACGUGGGUGGAUCGUUUUGACCUGGCAAGUGAUCGCAACGAGCCUCGAACGCUCCAUGCACAUGCCGUCCUUCAGAGCAGUGAAAGAGACUCCUUCCGUUCGAGGAUCAACGUGUUCGAUCAGGAUGACGAAUUCGUCUUCUCUAUUGAAGGUCUCGUGCUCACUGCUACCCACUUGCCCAUCGUUGAACCUGGAUCAGGGCAUAAGAUCAUCUGGCAGCCGACCGAAUGUCGCAAGAAGGUGGCCAAACCCUUGCAAACCCAAAAAUGGACUCCAGACCGCAUUGAAAGGCGACGAAGAAAUGUGGAAGACGCUAUGCAGGUCGAUGCAAUCGUCUCCGAGAUUGUCCGUCAAACAGUAGAGAAGUCCGGGGGGCGUGACGAUCAGCUUCCAAAGCAUCGACUACGCUACAGGGACCUGCUAUUUCGCAUAUCUUCUCAGGCAGUAGGAUCGCUAGACUUACGGUCGCAGACUGAGAUAGUACGAGAAAGGGACGCUGUCACUGCCGAAGUGCUUGAAAGGCUUCCCUCUCUAGUCGAAGAGGCUAGCUUGGACUCCAUGGCUGCCGUUGAUUGCCUUUUCAACAACGGGCUUGCCGAUCGCAUCUACAGGAACGUUUUCGACGAGGAAAUGGCAGGAGCUUAUUCAGAAGCACUGCGCAUAGAGCUAGAACGCAUCUCGGACGGCAAACAGGUGAUUCGCAUUCUCGAAGUGGGCUGCGGUACUGGGGCACUCUCGAGGGUUAUUGCCGCUGCUGCAGAGGAUUUCGAACGGGAGACCGGAGUCACAGUCCACGUUACCUUCUCGGACGUAUCUAAGCGCUUCGCCUCCGAUGUCGUGGCGAACUUGUCAGGGAGCAGAUCCGCGGCCGAAUACAACAUCGAUCUCGAUCCAGCGUUGUCGGGCUUGGAUUCGGGCUCUUUUGACGUCUUGUGCGCCCUCCACGUCCUACAUGCGUCCAAAAAUAUUACCCGGACAGUCCGACACCUCGCGCAACUUCUUUCACCCGCCGGCACGCUUCUCGCCUAUGAGCUGGACGGACAAGCAUUUGCUCAAGGCGAACCCAGGUCCAAAUUCCUCGAUGUCCUUUGGGGAAGUAUGCAGGCCUGGUACGACUUUGAUGAUGAGCGCACUCAUUGCAGCCUCGAUUCGCAAGGCUGGCAAAAUGCCCUUGAUGCACGUUUCACGGACUUCGAGUCGGUCACUGACAUUUCAGUCUGUGCCGAACCUCUCCUCCUCUUUCGCGCUCUCAAACGCGGGCCAAGCCUUGAAAGACAGAAGGAUUUGGACCGAGAGGUUACCGUCUAUCGCCACAGUGCGGGUCGAGAGAUGCAGUUGAAAGCGAUGCUAGAGGAAAGGGAACCCCAAUCUUGCUGGUUAGUCACCGAGGACGGAAACGAUGAGGACUUUGAGGGUGCGAGAGCCCUUGCGCGCGUGCUUACAACCGAGCUACACUGGAUACGCUUUUACGUCGCAUCGGUUCCUCCUCUGCCGGACUUGACGCUUCUUGAGAAGCUCACAGCAUUGCAAGAGUAUGGCUGCGAAAAAGAACUCAAGAUCGAGCCACAGCAGAUUAGGGUGCCUCGGGCCGUAGCCCUCAAAGAGACGAACACGCCAAUGCACCGACUCCAGCCAGAGAAGGCGUAUCUACUGUUGGGCGGCCUAACGCCCAUGGGGAUCGAGAUAGCUUGGUGGCUAUACGAUCAAGGUGCUCGCAUCAUCUUUUUGACAUCUCGGACUGGUGCCGCCAAGCUGCACGAAGAAAGCGACAUGCAAUGGGUGAAUGCGAAGAGGAAGGUGGAAGCUCUUCAAAAGAGAGCGGAUGCCUGCUUGCAAUUGUGCGCUUGCGACGCUACAGAUGACGAAGCAACAAGCGGGCUGCUGCGGCGGGCAAGGAAGAGCGCACAAGCAAUCGGAGGCAUAAUUGUCAUGCCCCUGGUGCAGCUGCCUCACUCAUUCAAGCUACAGACAAAAAAUAGCUUCGAGGCCCUCUACAACGUCCGUGUUGGUCCUCUCAGAGUCCUUGAACAGGCGCUGCGCAUACAGGAGCUCGACUUCCUUGUCUCAACCUCGACGGUCGGCAACUUGUUCGGCUUUCCCUUUCAAAGCAACUACUACGCCUCAGCAGCCAGCGCGGAAGGAUGGCUUGGACCUCAUUCCAACGCGAUCGCUAUAUCCGUCCCGGCAAUCACAGAUGUCGGAAGCUUCCAUCAAGAGGUGAUGCUGGGCAAGCGCGAGGUCAGCUGGAGAAUGAAGAGCCUAUGGACCACCUCUCGUAGCUUUACGACCUUGCUCAGCAGAGCAUUGGGGCUGACGAUAUCGAACAAAGCUGCUGGUAUCAGCACGUUGAUUCCUUCCUUGCCAUGGGCACAGGUGGAGCGCGAAUUGGACGCCAUGACGAUCAGGAGGCCGAUUGCACUUCAGCAUCUUCUUGCAUCUACGACCCGAAAGCAUCACGAGGAUCGGCAAGAGCAGACCGUUCUAGCAGAGGUGGAGAAGAGUGGACGAGCAGGCCCAGUGAAAGAGGAGCUCCUGAAACCCCGUGCAAGCUACAGUUCCCUCGACUCUCCCACCUGCAAGAGUAUUGAUGAGCUGCUCGGCGACGCCCUUGGGUGUGAUCGAGACACGUUUCAGCGAUGGGACCACUCGCAACCUAUUAGCUUUUUUGGGCUCGAUUCGCUCAAUGCCACAAUUCUCUCCAGCGCCCUACGAACGCACUUCAACAUUAUUCUCCCACAGCUCAGAAUCUUGAGCGACGUCACGAUCGCAGACGUCCUUGCACUAGCGAACACCGACUCAAAGACGAAGGCGGUGCACGACACUCGAAAUCCAAAAACGGACGCUCAAGUGCUUGUCAAAAUUCGCGACGGCAUAGACUCCGGGUCUGGUGAUCUUGUCCUAAUUCACGAUGCUCUUGGCCAGAUCUCCCUCUUUUACGGCCUGCACGAGUCGAUAAAUGGACCUGUGUGGGCUAUUGAGCCUUCCGAGUCAACUCGGCGCCUCAAAGACUUUGAGGCAAUGGUCGUUGAGUAUCACAAGGCUCUCACAGAGCUGCUCGCCCAUGGGCGUCCACUCAGGCUGGCUGCUUUUUCCGGCAGCACAAGCAUCGCCCUACACCUUGCUCGGCGGAUCGAGGAUACGAACGAUUUACGGCUGAUCCUCAUCGACUUUCUGCCACCACUUGUCCAAAGCAUGCCGCGUAGUAUGGACAGGAACAAUGGGAACGCCAUUGAUCAACUACUCCAUUUCAUCGCCAAAGCUGCCGAACUUGAUUCUUACGGUGACAUCGAGGUCAAACGAACGAGAGCGCUUCUAGAUGCGCUGCGCGGUGAUACGGAGGCGCGCCAACGCUUUUCGCGAUACUCAUUGCAGCACUUCCGAGACGACAUGGCCCGUACCAUGUGCAAAGAUUUGUCGGAAGCAGGAUGGCCGCAAGUUCGUUCCCAUGUGACUGUUGUCAAGGCUCAGGCUGGCAUACUGGAAGCCAUGCGAAGCAUUUUGCCUUCCGACUCACCCAUUCACGCACCCCGCUACAAUGAUCUCGGCGCUGCGCAGAUGUUCAGCAAGUCGACGCGCACUUUUGUCGAAGUUCCCGCAGUGGGCCAUUUCAGCAUCCUGUCAUCCCCGGCUCUGGCACGUUUGCUCUCCUAA
This is a messenger RNA of Acaromyces ingoldii, 9141 nucleotides long. RefSeq lists its product as hypothetical. Gene Ontology annotation, molecular function: fatty acid synthase activity. Bases 1 to 9141 code for a protein of 3046 amino acids. Gene Ontology annotation, biological process: secondary metabolite biosynthetic process; fatty acid biosynthetic process. The transcript has 8 exons. The record is from RefSeq and is a predicted model, not a curated record. Lineage: Eukaryota; Fungi; Basidiomycota; Exobasidiomycetes; Exobasidiales; Cryptobasidiaceae.